GUCACACCCGGAAGCAGAGAGCCGGAAGUGGGGUUGGACAGGUUAUCCCCUGGGGUGGGGAGGCGAAGGCCCAGGAGGAGGGGGUCAAAAAGAAGGCGGAGGAUCCUGGCUGCUACUCUGAACCCGAUCCCGAUUGUCUUAGACCCCAGAGACCCAGAGAAAGGGAAGGGCGUCUCCUCCCCCUUCCUCCCCUCCUCCCUCUCCUCAGCCUUAGCCAUGGCCGAGGCAGGGGCCGGGCUGAGUGAGACCGUCACUGAGACAACGGUUACCGUGACAACCGAGCCCGAGAACCGGAGCCUGACCAUCAAGCUUCGGAAACGGAAGCCAGAGAAAAAGGUAGAAUGGACGAGUGACACUGUGGACAACGAACACAUGGGCCGCCGCUCAUCAAAAUGCUGCUGUAUUUACGAGAAACCUCGGGCCUUUGGCGAGAGCUCCACGGAGAGUGAUGAGGAGGAAGAGGAGGGCUGUGGUCAUACACACUGUGUACGGGGCCACCGCAAAGGACGGCGUCGUGCAACCCCAGGACCGAGCCCCAGCACCCCUCCCCAGCCUCCUGACCCCUCCCAGCCCCCUCCAGGGCCAAUGCAGCACUAAAUUCCUCUGUCCCCCACCAUUCCUGUGUCUGUCUGGCCCUGAAUGUAUUCAUGUGGCUACCUGGGGACUGAGCCCAUGGUUUGAUCCCUCCAGCCCCUCCUCCUCUCUCCUCUGCCUGAGGGAGGGAAGGGGGAGAGGAGGGUAGACAGAGAUCCUGGAAUGCUGACUUGCUGCUACUCCAGAACCCAGACUUCCGGGUUCCCCCCCCCCGCCACACUCGUUUCUCCUUCCGGUACUCAUCCUCUGCUCUCCAGGGAUCCAGGCACCUAGGUCCCGGUCUGUCGCCCUUGUUCUCACUGCCAACCUGUCUGUCCUGGGAUGCAGUUAUCUUGGCCCCUUGCAUUCUCCCCUGAGUCCCAAGCACUUAACUUGGGUUUUCAGCAGCCCUAGCUUUCACUGCCGGGGGUCCUGGUCAGAUUGGGGGCAGUCUUGUCCCAGCUGUGCCUGUUAAUCCUGGCUCUGAGCUCUUCCAGGAAUGGACUUACAUAAUUGGAA
This is a messenger RNA of Mustela erminea (ermine), 1092 nucleotides long. It is a transcript of the gene PPP1R11, whose product is annotated as protein phosphatase 1 regulatory inhibitor subunit 11. Gene Ontology annotation, cellular component: nucleus. Gene Ontology annotation, molecular function: protein serine/threonine phosphatase inhibitor activity; protein phosphatase 1 binding. The transcript has 3 exons. Lineage: Eukaryota; Metazoa; Chordata; Mammalia; Carnivora; Mustelidae. The record is from RefSeq and is a predicted model, not a curated record. Bases 217 to 597 code for a protein of 126 amino acids.